AAUAUCCCAAAAUUCCGCGUAACUUAAUUUAUGAGGCAAUUAAAAUUUUUUGGCCGGUGUGUUCAUACCUGAAUGUCUAUUUUCGUACUGACAUUGUUAUUGGUCAGUUUGUCACCUGUUCGUAAUGAAUAGUGAAAAAAUCAUUCCCCUUGUAGUGUUCAUUGCUGUUGUGCUAUUCGUUAAGAUGAGUGAUGUGAAACACAUUUGGGACAAGCAAAAAACUAAUUUCCGCAGCACAAUGCCAGUGAGAGAGGGCCCCAAGCGGCCGUUGGUCGGCGUCAUUGAUGAUGGCACCAAGACUGUUCGAUUUGUGAUAUACGAGGCUGGCCGAUCAGAAGAGCUGGUGGCCUAUCAGAUGGACAAGACAGAAGUACAGCCACACGAAGGAUGGUCAGAACAGGAUCCUCUAGAAAUUAUUCACCACAUCAAGUUGUGCGCUGAGAAUGCCAUCGAUCAAUUGGUGGAAUUAGGUUAUACCAAAGACGAUAUCGUAGCGUUGGGCAUCACAAAUCAGAGAGAGACAACAAUAGCAUGGGACAAGUAUACGGGCGAGCCGUUGCACGCUGCUAUAGCAUGGAACGACAUCAGAACAGAUAGCACGGUGGACGCGAUCCUAGCCAAAAUCCCAGACCGAAACAAGAAUUACUUCAAGAACAUUUGCGGUCUGCCCAUAUCUCCUUAUUUCAGUGCUUUGAAGAUGCGCUGGUUAAAGGACAAUGUAAAGGCGGUGCGGCGAGCCAGCAGGGACAAGCGGCUGUUGUUCGGCACUGUUGAUACUUGGAUUGUUUGGAAUAUGACCGGUGGACCUCACGGUGGCCUGCACAUCACUGACGUCACAAACGCGUCUAGAACUCUCCUCAUGAACCUGGAAACUUUGAACUGGGAUCCUAUUCUGUGCAGACUGUUCGGCAUCCACCGAGACACACUGCCCACAAUCAGAAGCAGCUCAGAGAUAUACGGCACCGUGAAAGAUGGCUCCAUUGUCGACGGAAUCAGGAUAUCUGGUAUACUAGGCAACCAGCAAUCAGCCCUCGUGGGCCAGAACUGCCUCCAAGCCGGACAAGCGAAGAACACGUACCGCAGUGGUUGCUUCCUGCUCUACAACACUGGGACCCGUCGCGUCCAGUCCACGCAUGGACUUAUCACCACCGUGGCGUACAAGUUGGGACCUGAUACUCCUGCUGUUUAUGCUUUGGAGGGUUCCAUAGCCGUAGCAGGUGGCGCAAUGAAGUUCCUGCGCGACAACCUCCGACUUAUAAAGGACGUGGUGCAAGACACGGAACAUAUUGCCGGCCAAGUAUUCUCUACUGGAGACGUGUACUUUGUGCCGGCUUUCAGUGGGCUAUAUGCGCCUUAUUGGAGGAAGGAUGCGAGAGGAAUAAUUUGCGGUCUGACUGCAUUUACGACUAAGAAUCACAUCAUCAGAGCUGCUUUAGAGGCUGUAUGCUUCCAGACAAGAGAUAUCCUGGAAGCCAUGAACAAAGACUGCGGCAUGCCGCUGGCCAAGUUGCACGUGGACGGCCGGAUGACCUCCAAUGACCUCCUCAUGCAGCUACAGGCAGACCUCAUUGGUAUACCUGUGUUGCGUGCCCAGGCGUGGGACAUGUCGACGCUGGGCGUGGCGGUGGUGGCGGGCGGCGCCGUGGGCGUGUGGAGUGCGGACAAGUGGCGGACGCACGCCACGCUCAACGACACCUUCCUGCCCACCACCACUGACGACGACCGCGACGCAAGAUACACAAAAUGGAAGAUGGCGGUACAACGGUCCCUGGGCUGGGCGACGACAAAAAAAUCGUUCACCAUGACAGGUCAGGCCAAACGAAAGUGUAGCAUGAUGACUCAACAAAGCAUUGACGUACCAUCUCUCCCGGACAGUAGGAAAAACUCGCUUUUUGACAACCACAACAUAAACCUAUUAGAUAUUAAAUCAGAUAAAAACUUUGAUGAAGGCGUCAAUUCGUAUGUAGAAGAGCUUUUGCAAUACUCAGCUCGUAAAUUCUCCAUUUUUGUUCCCGUCAAAAAACGUGUGACUGAACAUACGAUUUUGGAUGACGCGGAGUAUUUUAUGAGCAAAAAGGAGUGUGAUUACGGCAUGUGCGAGUGCUGCCCUCCUGAGAAGAAAGUCCAAACUAAUUGGCAAUCUGUAGAGGAAAUUAUCGAAAAUGAUCCGGAAAUUAUUUUCGAUUGUGAUGACAACCCUAUUAUGGUUGAGCGCGUUCGGACCGCCGAACCUGUAUUCUUAACCUCCGCCCUUAGUAUGGGCGCUGCGAGUCUGACAAAGAAAAUUAACUUUGAAAAACUCCCGGCUCUAUUUAAGACUAUUUAUAAUAAAAUCUCCAGUCCCUUAACGUGAAUUGGUUUCUUUAAAUUAUGUGUAGUUAUUUUUAUUACUUACUUUGGGGCUAAAAUCGGCCUUUUUGGUCUGGCUUGGACAUUUUAGCCACCAUAGAAUUCCUAAUACUAUCUUAGGAUCUUAAAAAAAAUCUUGAAUAUGCGAUACGAAUGCAAUUUCUAGGUUAAAAAUUAGCUCCAAAUGUCAAAGUGACAUUUAACAACGAAUAUAUACAUAUAUAGAGUGUUAUUGUUAUGUAGAUCAGUCUUAGAAUAUUGAAAAAAUCUUGUUAUUAUUAAAAAUGUGAUAUUUUCGAAUUAUGUUUUCAAAUUUUUAGGCGUUAUGUACUUAAAGUAGCUAAACGAAAGUACUAGAAUAGUUUAAAAAGUUAAUGAAUUAAAAUUUCGAUACUCUUAAAAGCCAAAUUAUAUGUAUAUCUGAUCCCCAAGGUAUUAUAAAAAAGACAUUUAGUGUAUAAAUAUUGUCUAUAGGCGAACCACAGAUAAUAUAUCUCUAUGGAUUGGGUCUAGUUUUUUUUAAAACGUCAUGUAGAAUUAAUAGUAUAUUUUAUUUUUUAAGAUCUUUUUUUUAAGUUACAUUUUUUUAAACACAAUUUUAGACUUUGAACUCAAGUAUUUGAACAUCAGUAUAUUUAAUAAUGAAUAAUUGAUAAUGUAAAACCUCUCUUUUAUGAAUAUGACCCUUUUCAAAUGAAUUAUUAUUAUAGAAAUUUAGUUCCUUAUUUCGCUAGAAUAUUGUGUCGUCGAUUGUAAAUGUUACUAACAUUAAAAUAAGACUGGUUUAACUUGAAUAUUGAAUAAAACUAUUUAUUUAUCCUC
Messenger RNA from Spodoptera frugiperda (fall armyworm), 3171 nucleotides. It is a transcript of the gene Gk2, whose product is annotated as glycerol kinase. Lineage: Eukaryota; Metazoa; Arthropoda; Insecta; Lepidoptera; Noctuidae. The transcript is spliced from 13 exons. Gene Ontology annotation, biological process: glycerol metabolic process; glycerol-3-phosphate biosynthetic process; triglyceride metabolic process. The record is from RefSeq and is a predicted model, not a curated record. Gene Ontology annotation, cellular component: mitochondrion. Gene Ontology annotation, molecular function: glycerol kinase activity. The coding region runs from base 125 to 2353 and encodes 742 amino acids.